AUGUCAUUUAACGAACUACUAGCAGCUUUUAACCGAGCAGUAGGAACAUAUGUUCCUCAAAUCUCAAGAAAGGCAGUGACUGGUAACGAUGAUACUGAUAGCCUUAUGGACGAAAAAAGAUCUUUAUAUUGCGCAUCAACCCAUGAAAGACGUAAAGGACCAGGAAUCAUAAGAAGUAGUAGCGGAUUUUUAAAAUUAUCAUUAAAGCGUAGUUGGAAUUCUUCGGCUCCAAAUAUCUCUUCCACAUCUAUUGUCACACCUUUAAAUCCAACGGCUUCUGCUCCGUUGUGGAAAGAACAAGUUGACCCGAAUAUUAAAGCUGAAUUGCCACAAGCCGAAAUUCAUCGACAAGAAGUUAUGUUUGAAAUUAUUCGUACUGAAAAAGCUUUUGUUGAAGAUAUUAAAUUCUUAAUAGAGCAUUACGUAAAUAAGUUCCGAGAUUCCGGCAUUCGUCUACCUUCUAGCCUUGAGCAAACUUUCUCAAUAUUGCCAGAUAUCUUACUGUUGCAUCUCGACACUUCUCUGUAUCUUAUUCAUUAUCAAACGGCAAUAUCUGAAAUAGCAAACGCGCGCAAAAAGAACAAUAAAUUAGGACAAUUAGUAAAAACUUUAGAAUCUGGUUUACUAGCAGGAAGAUAUCUAGGUUUAGAAAGUUUACUCACAAAACCAUUUCAAAGGCUAUGUAAAUAUCCUCUUUUGGUUAUGAUGGACUGUGCUCUUAAGGAACUUCAAGAGCGUAAAUCAAGACAUGAACGUUUAAAGGAAAAUGAUGAAUUUUCGCGCAAAUUUUCGUCAUUAGGUCCUUUCAACAAACUAUAUUCAACAAAUCGUUAUAAGCGCUCAGCCACGAUGCCAUUCGCGAGAUAA
Molecule: messenger RNA, 867 nt
Organism: Dentiscutata erythropus
Lineage: Eukaryota; Fungi; Glomeromycota; Glomeromycetes; Diversisporales; Gigasporaceae
Source: the annotation of a GenBank genome assembly